Messenger RNA from Ornithodoros turicata, 693 nucleotides. RefSeq names its product CRISP/Allergen/PR-1-like. The coding region runs from base 37 to 693 and encodes 218 amino acids. The transcript has 5 exons. NCBI's taxonomy places the organism in Eukaryota, Metazoa, Arthropoda, Arachnida, Ixodida, Argasidae. The record is from RefSeq and is a predicted model, not a curated record.
ACAUAUCACCAUCAACAUGAUGAUCGUCAUCAGAGCAUGCGCCAAUUCCUGGUUUUGUGCAGGAUGCAGCCGGGUGUCGGCUGGGUGCUGCUGGUCCUAAUGGUGUACGAGGCCGCCAGUCAAGAACAGGAGAACUGUCCAGCAUUGUACCGUCGCUACAGUGCGAAGCACACCUUCUGUGCUGUGCCCCUCAAGUCGUGCCAUGUCCUCGAUAUCGGCGUGGCCGACAGAGACAAGGAGAUCAUUAUUGACAUGCACAACAUGCUACGCAGCCGCAUUGCGAGGGCCGAAGGAGGUUACGAUAUGCCGGCGGCGGCAGACAUGAUGCAAAUAGAAUGGAAUGACGAGCUGGCUGACGUGGCUCAGAAGCUUGCAUCUCUGUGUUCUGUCAAAACUGACUGUGCAGACUGCAGGCAAGUAGAAAACUUCGCCGUGGGUCAGAACAUAUGCAACUACAAGGUGCGGUCGAAGGCACCACCGGCCAUCUACUGGCGCUCAACUAUCAACUUCUGGUACGAAGGCAUCAAGCAGUUCCCCGUCGAUUUUGUGGAGCAGUACGCGUACAAGACACUCUACGGGACUUUCACGCAGCUCGCAUGGGCAUCUACGUGGCAAGUUGGCUGUGGCUAUGCUCUUUUUACUAAAGGCAGCUGGUACGUGCAGUCCUACGUCUGCAACUACGGUCCCGCGUGA